AUGGUACGCGUUGCACGCUUGUCCCACACGAAAGAAGAAGCGACAAAGGUAAGUUAAUUAAUGGAAAAAGGACCAAGACGAAGAUAUGGCGGAUAAUAUGAAACGAAGGAUAGCCAGUGUAUUCGUUGUUUGUCUAAGAAUGGUGAAUACAUUUGCAGGACUAACUGCUAUUGCGGAAUCAGGUUUUCAAGAAAAUUUCUACAAUCAUCGAAUAAUCUAUAAAUAUAGAAAUUUUGCCCUAAUUACAAUCGUGAAAACAGUACGAUAUUUAAGUGAAAAAAAUUCUACUUGGCGUGAACAGAGCAUAAGCUGA
This is a messenger RNA of Heterotrigona itama, 313 nucleotides long. Lineage: Eukaryota; Metazoa; Arthropoda; Insecta; Hymenoptera; Apidae. The record is from the annotation of a GenBank genome assembly.